This is a messenger RNA of Notothenia coriiceps (black rockcod), 3347 nucleotides long. Its product is annotated as serine/threonine-protein kinase DCLK1-like. Bases 16 to 1578 code for a protein of 520 amino acids. Gene Ontology annotation, biological process: protein phosphorylation. NCBI's taxonomy places the organism in Eukaryota, Metazoa, Chordata, Actinopteri, Perciformes, Nototheniidae. Gene Ontology annotation, molecular function: ATP binding; protein kinase activity. The record is from RefSeq and is a predicted model, not a curated record. The transcript has 13 exons.
UCUGUUACUAAGAGAAUGAAUCUCCAUCUUCACCAGGUCUCCUGCCUUCAGGACUUUUUUGGGGACGAUGAUAUCUUUUUUGCCUGUGGCCCUGAGAAGUUCCGCUAUCAGGAUGACUUCAAUUUGCAAGAGGGUGAGUGCCUGGUCGCAAAGUCUGCAUCAUACGGCCGGCUUCCCUCCGGACAUGCUCUCUCCUCCCCGAGAAUCGGUGGGAUGUCCCGCAGAAGCAAGUCUCCAUCAUCCCCUGGUUCAGCUAAUGGCACGGCAGGCAGUCAGCUGUCCACCCCUCGAUCUGGGAAGUCUCCUAGCCCGUCUCCAACAAGUCCAGCUAGCCUUCGAAGACGACGGGGAUCUCAUCACAGUGGCUCUUCACUCUCUUUAGCUUCUACCAAGGUUUGCAGUUCAAUGGAUGACGGAGAUGGGCCCAGCAGUGAAGCUGAGCUAGUGGAUGAGUGCCUCUCUGUCCCUGCGUCCAUCUCAGAGAGGUACAAAGUGGGGAGGACUUUAGGGGACGGAAACUUUGCCGUGGUCCGAGAGUGUGUGGAGAGAUCCACCGGAAGGGAGUAUGCUCUGAAGAUCAUCAGCAAAGACAAAUGCAGAGGAAAGGAACACAUGAUCCAGAGCGAAGUGUCAAUCCUUCGGCGUGUGAAACAUCCCAACAUAGUUCUCCUUAUUGAGGAAAUGGACACCAGUAGUGAACUCUAUCUCGUAAUGGAGUUGGUUAAGGGCGGGGAUCUUUUUGAUGCUAUCACCUCCUCAAACAAAUACACAGAGCGAGACGCCAGCAGUUUGCUGUUCAAUCUGGCAAGCGGCAUCAAGUACCUUCACAGCCUCAAAAUUGUCCACAGAGACAUAAAACCAGAAAACCUGUUGGUAUUUGAACACCAGGAUGGAAGUAAGUCUCUGAAGCUCGGUGAUUUUGGCUUGGCUACCAUCGUCAACGGGCCCCUCUUUACCGUGUGUGGCACCCCGACCUAUGUAGCACCGGAGAUAGUCGCUGAGACCGGGUAUGGCCUCAAGGUGGACAUCUGGGCAGCUGGUGUCAUCACUUACAUACUUCUGUGUGGCUUUCCACCUUUCCGUGGCAGUGGUGAAGAUCAGGAGGCUCUGCUUGAACAGCUUUUGAAGGACCAGCUGGAUUUCCCUGCACCAUACUGGGACAAUGUGUCUGAAAAUGCCAAGGCUCUGAUCACUUGGAUGCUGCAGGUAGACGUGGAUCAGAGAUGCACAGCUGCACAGGUGCUCGAUCACCGCUGGGUUAAUGAUGAUGGUGUGUCAGAGAAUGAGCACCAGCUGCCUGUGGCUGGCAAGAUCAAGAAACACUUCAACACAGGGCCCAAGCUCAGCAGCACCGCAGCAGGAGUGUCCGUCAUUACAACCACGCCACUUGAUAAGGAGAAGCAAGUUUUCCGACGAAGACGCAACCAAGAUGUGAAGCUUUCUCCCCACCUCCCACGCAGUAUGGGGGCCGGUGCCUCACGCAGUGCCAACCAUGGCCUCUCUGCCGCCGAGCUAACCCCCGAGGACUAUUCCCCGGGUUCAGCUGGCACGGUCCGUUCCCCCAUGCCUCCGUUCUAACAGCCUCCCGAGGCCAAAGCACUGUCCACCUUCACGUGGAGAAAUGUGAGGCGGUGUAGUGCAAAACUGAAAGACCCACAUGGGGUUUACUCUUAUAAGUUGGAAAUGUACACACUUCAUUACUGACCUGUACCCAUUUAAUGUUUCUUCAUAAAAUAAAUGGAUUGAUCUGAGUAAGGGACAAAUGUGUCUCUGGAUCAAAGAAUAUGCCUUAAGAGCAUACAACAAUAUUAUAUACACACCCCUCCUUUCAAAAAGUUAUCCAAACUGCUAAAACCUUAUUUCUGCCCAGCAUAGUGGUUCAUAGUGGUUCAUUGCAGUACUCUAGAGCCCUCUAGUGGUUUAUAAUCUGUACUGCAAGAAAGACAACCUGAUGCAUAAAGCACUUGGCUUUAAUGGGAGUUGCAAACGCAAAACAUUUAAAACUUAGCUUUUAAAAAAGGAAUUACAUUAUUUUGUGACAGUACAUUUUACUUAUCAUGGUUUGAACACAAAUACUUGUUAUAAAAUAACCCUCUAAAUUUGACAUUGACUGUAAAAGUCACCUUCCAGGGGUACUGUGCAACAUCUUGAUUACACUCUACUGUACCUGAAUACGAAGUUUAAGAGGACUUAAAUAACUUAAAAACCUGCUGCUAUAGCAUUAUCAUUAAGCAUUAUCUGAAUUGAACAUUUGUUUUGUGUAGGACAGAUGUUCUCCUGCCACCCAGUAGCAUGACUCUUUAAGAUAAUUGAGGGCACUAAUGUUUGACUGUUGAUGGUCCAGCUCACCUGGGCGCUUCAGGAUGAUUAUUGAAACAUAUAUGUUACACGUCUGUGAGAGUGGUUGUAAUUCAGUGGUGCAGAUGAAUGUCAGUGAUGUAUAGUUGGUAGUAAGUGCAUGUUUAAAGCCUUGCCUUGGCACAUAUGGAUUUAAGUGCAAUUAGGUGCGUUGCUCAAUGAGUGCAGUAACAAAUGUGUCCCACAAAAUGCUGGAAUAAAUGAGAAUGGAUCUGUUGCUGGUAUUAUUAGCAACCAACUGACACACUUCUCUAUAAGAUGGGGGCAAUUGGCACCUUUUUUUUCGGGGUAAAAUAUUGGCAAACAAAAGUGCUUCCAGUAAAAUCCAUUAUUUGAAUAUGUGAUGGUCUUUUCGAUAACAUGAUCGAAUAACAUGACUGAGAAGACUGGCUUAUAGAUUGUAUGUACUGUAAUGUUCUCUGACAACUCCAUACAUUGGUUCACCUGAAGACCAAAUAUUCAUGGAUGUGAAUGUCUUGUUCCUUUUUUCAGAGACUGUAACCUGCAUGUGUGCUAAUAUGCAUCCUUAAUCAGCUGUUCUGGUCUUCUACUGUUUGAUAUACGCCUGUCAGAGAGGAAACCAUUCUUGUUGUCAUUGUAAGUGAUGUCUUGGUGAAUGCAGUUCCAUUAUAUAGUCAUACCACAGCUAAGUUCAAACUUGUAUAUACAUAUUUUAACUGGAAUGUAAUGUCACACCACGGACUUUGUUGUAAAAGGGCUUUUACGUUUUUGACUCAAAGGGGGUGAACCAAAAAGCACAAGGAAAGCAAGUUGGAACAGUGACAUUUGGGGAUUGUAUAUGCUUUCAAGGCUUUUAAAAAUCUGAAAAGCAUUAAUAUAUACUGUUAAUACACCAUGACAAUGAUAAGACAACUGGGAAUGUCAGUAUUAGUUAUAAGCAGACGGGGAAUGCACGUUCUGUAUUAUAUUUAUCCAUAUUUCAUUAAUGUACGGAUGCCAUAAAAAAUCUAAAUAAAUACAAAACAGAG